AUGGCCAGCGAACAGGAUCACAUCACUCCUGACAGCAGGCGUCCGGAGCAGGAUGAAGCAACUCGAGAGAAGACGGAGAUUCAAAACGACGAAAAGAAGGUUGGCUUGAAUUCGGACAUUGAGAGGACCAUUAGCAUCAUCGACGAUGAAAAUGAUGGCGACUACGACGUUAGGAAGGAGAAUCGCUUUGGCGAGGUCACCGUCAUCGACAAUGCAAAGGAUCUGAUCACACACGUUUUGCAUGUCGACGACAACCCAAAUGAUACCCCAUGGACAUUUCGCGCGAUUCUUAUUGGCCUCAUCCUCUGCAUCUUCUCGUCCGUACUGCAGGAGAUAUUCUACUUCAAGCCUCAGGUAAUCUACGUAUCCGUGGUGUUCCUCACUGUCAUUGCAUACAUUCUCGCGAUGCCAUUCCAACUUAUCCCACGACCUGAGGGCAACGGCAUCAUAUCCCGGAUAUGCCGUUUCCUCAACCCCGCCGAGUUCAACUCCAAAGAGCACGCUUUCAUGGUAAUCAUGGGAUCAGCAGGCUCAACCUCUGCAGUAGCAACGCAAAUCCUCGCAGCACAGCGACUCUACUACGGAUCGAACCCGAAUCAAGGUGCCGCCAUCUUUCUCGUCAUCGCCUCGCAGUUUCUGGCGUACGGCAUCGCGGGCCUCCUCCGAACGGUGCUUGUGCAGCCAGUCAAGAUGCUUUGGCCGAUUAAUAUUCCCGUCAACACGCUGCUGGAGACGUUGCAUCGCGACAAGGCCGAGACGAAGCAGCGCCUCAAGUAUUUCUCGUACGUCUUUAGCGGCGCCUUCUUCUGGGAGAUUAUCCCGCUAUGGAUCGCGCCCAUUUUCCAGGGCAUCUCGAUCCCGUGCCUGGCCCGGCAAGAUAGCCUGGUGUUUACCAACCUGUUUGGAGGAGCGCAGAACAACGAGGGACUCGGUUUUCUUGGCCUCUGCUUUGACUGGAACUACAUUGCUGGACUGAAUUCGCCUCUCUGGUUUCCUCUAUAUACACUGGUCAACAGCUUUGUCGGAUACCUGUUGUGCAUUGUGCUAUUCAUGAGCAUUUACUACGGAAACAUCUGGCGGUCUGGAGACUUCCCCUUUCUAUCGCAGUUGCUUUACGACGGCUCAUCUAACGCGACCAAUUUUGUCGAGUACAAUCUCACGGCUGUUCUGAACCACGAUAACACCAUCAACAGCACUCUUGUUGCCCAACAAGAGUUUCCGUAUCUCUCUGGAACAUACGUGGUCUAUCUCCUCACCACAAACAUCGGCAUUACGGCCGCGAUUGUUCAUAUGCUGCUGUGGAAUUACGACGAUAUCAAGAAUGGCUGGGCAUUCUUGCACCCUUCCAAUUUCAAGAACCUUCUCAAGCCAUCAACAUACGCCUUCUGGAACAAGGAUGAAAACGAUGCAGAGGUUCGACGGCAACUCGUUCUGGAAGACGAAGAGAUGGACCCUCACUACAAGCUGAUGAUGCAAAAUGGAUAUGCCGAAGUGCCAAAUUGGUGGUACGGAGUCGUUCUCCUCCUGUCCUUUGUGAUUGGUAUUGCCACGCUGUACGCGAUCAAGUCCACGCUGCCUUGGUGGGGAUUCAUUGUGUCCAACAUUUUUGCCGCGCUCUUCAUCCUCUUCUUUGGUGCUCAGAUGGGGCUUACCGGGUUCCAGUUCAACCAGCAGCCCGUUAUCCAGAUGCUGGGCGGUUAUCUGCUGCCGGGAAAGCCAUUGGCCAACAUGUACUUCACCGUCUUUGGUUUCAACGGUAUUCAGCAAGGCCAGUGGCUGCUUCGCGAUCUAAAGUUGGCUCAACUGGCCCAUUUGCCGCCCAAAGCCACCUUCUUUGCUCAGAUGCUUGGUACCGUCAUUGGCGCCAUCAUGGACUACGUGAUGAUGGUGAGCAUUGUAGACAACCAGACGGAGGUGCUUCUGUCGAUUGAUGGAACCAACAUCUGGUCAGGCCAAAACGUCCAAGGCUACAACACUCUUGCCGUGGCCUGGUCCCUAGCCAAAGACAUGUUCUCAGUUGGUAGCCGCUACCAAUGGGUUACGUUGGCAUAUCUUCUCGGCUUCGCAGCUCCGAUACCGUUCUGGCUGGCCUGGAAGCUGACGAAACGCGAGAUAUUUCGCGAUGUGAAUACGUCCAUCAUUAUCUGGUACGCUGGAGUGCUUUGCGUCGGCGUCAACUCGUCGCUGCUCAUGUUCUUCGGCCUCGGAAUCUUUGCCCAGUUUUACCUUCGCCGCUACCACCCCGCCCUCUUCAUCAAGUACAACUACUUAAUCUCUGCCGCAAUGGACGGUGGCACACAGGUCAUUGUCUUUAUCCUCAGUUUCGCUGUUCUGGGUGCCAGCGGAAAGUCGUACAACUUUCCCACGUAUGCUCUGAACAAUGGUGGUACGAACAACGACAAGAACAUUGACUACUGCAUGUUUAACGUUGCCAGUGGCGCUUAA
This is a messenger RNA of Trichoderma aggressivum f. europaeum, 2445 nucleotides long. RefSeq lists its product as uncharacterized. Gene Ontology annotation, biological process: transmembrane transport. The coding region runs from base 1 to 2445 and encodes 814 amino acids. Gene Ontology annotation, cellular component: plasma membrane. The transcript has 2 exons. Gene Ontology annotation, molecular function: oligopeptide transmembrane transporter activity. NCBI's taxonomy places the organism in Eukaryota, Fungi, Ascomycota, Sordariomycetes, Hypocreales, Hypocreaceae. The record is from RefSeq and is a predicted model, not a curated record.